CCCUGAGACUCCAACAACCGAAAGUGACCAACACUGACAUCAUAAAGGGCCUACUUAGAUGAAAUUGUGACCAGUUACCUGGAGGGAUAGUGGAGCUGCCUGAGUGCAGAAAAGGAAGGUCAAUCCCUGUGCCUUCUGCUCUGACCUUGCCCCUUGCCUGUCUUUAUAGGAGUCUGAAACAUAUACGUGUCCAUAUAGAUAUAUAGUCACACCACACACAACAGCUACUUCUGUAGCUCAUUCUGCAAAACUGCUGGGAUGAUGAGGCUGGCAGCUCCUACUGCAGGGCUGGGGCUGGUUCUGUUGCUGGUGGAAGCCAGGGAGACUCUGGGAGGUGCUCACUCUCUCUGCUUCAACCUCACUAUCAGAUCUCAGUCCUUACCUGGAAAGCCCUGGUGUGAAGCUCAGGGUUUCACGGAUGGAAAGCCUUUUCUUUACUGUGACUGUGAAAACUUCAAGGAGACACCUUUGGGUCUGCUGGGGGAAAUGGUCAAGGAAAGUGAAGCAUGGAAAGAAUUGUCCCAAACUCUGGAGGAAGUGGGGCAAAAGCUUAAGGCAGCCCUGUUUGUCACCAAAGUGGUGGACAGCCUGAUCAAGAUUCCCAUCAGCCUGCAGGCCAAUAUGUGCUCUCAGAGGGAAGCAGAAAAGUGCUCUGGUACAUUCUGGGAGUUCAUCGUCAGUGGACAGAGAGCCAUCCUGGACACAAUGACUAUGACCUGGGCAGACAUUGAUCCUAAAGCCAGUUGGAUCAAAAAGGUGUGGGAAGACAACCAGGACCUGACAGAAUAUUUCAAGAAGGUCUCAGCUAAAAGUUGCAAUCAGUGGUUUAAGGAAUUCUCAAAGCCUUGGGAUCAAAUGCUGGAGUUGGCAGUACCAGACAUAAACGACUACCAAAGUUCACUUUCAUAUUAUUCAUUUUCAUCGACCUCGUUGACUGCAUGCUUCAACCCGGUGAUGUACAUCUGCUGCGUCCAUAUUCACAUAUUGCCAUGAAGCAAGCAAGAAGAAACCAACGGAACUGAGAAGAGGGUAUUAGCAAAUUUAUGUAAUCUGUAAACAAUAUACUGACAACUUUUUAUCAUA
Molecule: messenger RNA, 1083 nt
Organism: Erinaceus europaeus (western European hedgehog)
Lineage: Eukaryota; Metazoa; Chordata; Mammalia; Eulipotyphla; Erinaceidae
Product: retinoic acid early transcript 1E-like
Exons: 4
Coding region: 259-993 (244 amino acids)
Biological process (GO): immune response; antigen processing and presentation of endogenous peptide antigen via MHC class Ib; antigen processing and presentation of endogenous peptide antigen via MHC class I via ER pathway, TAP-independent
Cellular component (GO): external side of plasma membrane
Source: RefSeq, a predicted model, not a curated record